Cylas formicarius (sweet potato weevil) is the source of this 3528-nucleotide messenger RNA. RefSeq names its product docking protein 2 (gene Dok). Gene Ontology annotation, cellular component: cytoplasm. The record is from RefSeq and is a predicted model, not a curated record. Gene Ontology annotation, biological process: cell surface receptor protein tyrosine kinase signaling pathway; positive regulation of MAPK cascade. Bases 467 to 1963 code for a protein of 498 amino acids. The transcript is spliced from 5 exons. Lineage: Eukaryota; Metazoa; Arthropoda; Insecta; Coleoptera; Brentidae.
GUAAAUAGAAAAGUAUAUUAUUUAUUUCAUUUUACAGGAAUGUCGAUUUUAACAAAUUAAAAUUUUGUCCGGAUCUGCGUAACCACUAUUUACAGUUUUUUAUGAUAAAUAAAAGUGACUGCCAUGUUGCCGGUUCUAACUUCAGUUUUCAAAAUACUUUAAAAAGCACAAUAAAGUUGAAGUAGGCAUAUUAAGUCAUAAAAAUUUGAUAAAAAUUUAAUAUACGAAGAAAUUUCGGGAAUUGAAAAUAUUUCAUAUUAAUUUUUUGUCACAAAGGCCUCCUUUGUCUCAUAACCUCAUUUUUUCAAAUAUUCGACAACAUUGUACGUGUGCCAAGCGGAAUGAGAAUUAACUGAUAAUAUUGAUAAAAAUAUUGUUGCCUUAGUUUGUGGAUGUAUUUUAUCGAAGGAUGUGGUAUUCCGACUUAUGACGCAACUUUCCAUUAAAACAUAAAAACACGAUUUCAAUGAAGUUUAACACAAUGGAAUUAGAAGAUGAUGUACAUAGGGGGUAUUUAUUACUACCCCCUGGUGGAAAACUGCUUCUGAAGAAAUCUUGGCAAAGAAAAUUUUGCGUUUUAUUUAAAUCGAGCAAAUUCGGGAUUGCUCGGCUGGAAAUUUAUGAGUCAACAGACACCAAGUCAGGUCAACCAAAAAUUAUUACUCUAGAAAAUGUAAUAAAGAUAACCAUAAAAAGUCCUACCUCCUUUAGUGUAUUGACUAAAGCUGGCGAGUAUGAUUUUGCCACCGUCUCUGAAGAAUCUUUGCAAGACUGGGUUUCUGCUAUUCAGAAUGUAGCCUUCCCAGAUGAAGUAUCAAAAAUAACUAGCAUAGAAGAGGAUAAUGAAUUAUAUUGCUCAUCUGCUGAAGGAGUGUUUUAUGUUAAACUUCAUCCUUCUCCAGCAUCUCAGAGGUGUAACCUUGACAGUACUAACUACAUAUUGGUAUUAACAUCAAAUGCUGUUCAAUUGAGAAAUAUGAGUGAUAAUAAAUUAUUGUAUAAUUGGCCAUACUGUUAUAUCAGAAAAUAUGGUUACAAACAGGGAAGAUUUACUUUUGAAGCGGGGCGCAAGUGCGAUUCAGGAGAGGGAAUAUUUUAUUUAGAACAUCCCAAUCAACAGGAAAUAUUUCGAUCUUUAGCAAAUAAGAUGAAGUCUAUGAAAAAAUUACUUUCUGGAGAGUCUACUUCAUCACUCCUAGAGGCUGGAGAUUUGCAGUUGCAGGCUGCAAUCAACAAUGAGGCUGGAUCAAGAAGUCCACUGCCAGCUUCCCUAUCUGUGGCAUCUUUGGCUGAUACUAAUAUAUCUUCCAGGUCUCAUAUUAGCCAUUUUGAAAUAGACUCGCAAAGUAUCGCAAGUUUAGUAAGACCUAAACCAAAAAAACCACCCCGCAAAACUGUCUCCCAAAAACCAGUUGCGCCAAUACCAUCACCAAGAAGAAAUGCAGACUCGCAGUCAGUUUAUGAACCUAUCUGUAGAUAUGACACUGUUGAGCAACGUAGCGAUGCUUGGAAAACCAUGGGUGUGGAAGAUAUCAACCAUACAGAGCAAGCCAAUUCCGAUGAGGAUGAUCCAGAGUACAUGUCAUGGGGGCAUGUUAAAAAGGAAUUAGAUAACUUAAAACCAGAUAGAACUUUAGCACCGGCUGUGAUAACUGAGGUUACAAGCACUUUGGACGGUACAAACUAUGACAAGCUCAAUUUCUUUGGUUCGUCCGGUAGGCUUAAUGUCAAAUCAGGGUAUAAGCAAGUUUUUCCACCGCCAAUCCCUGCAGUACCCCCGCCCGCGUCUUUUAAUGAUUACGAUGAAGUUCAGUGUAUUGAGCCCGUCAGAUCUGCAGACGACUCUCAUUUGGGGUACGGGGUUCUAAGAAAGGAUCUCGGUAAGAAAGAGAAAAGCGAAGUUACCCACCAGAUACAUAACCAAGAAGCUUAUGCAGUUGUAAGCAAGCCGAAGCAAGUCUAGUCUUGUUUGAAAUUGAAAAAGCACUUUUGUAAUAUUUGUCAUUAAUUUUGCUCAAUAUUUCGCCAUGGUUUUAUUUAUGAGCAAGCCAGUUUUAUGAUCAGCCUUAGUGAAAAGGAGAGAAAAAGACAGAAGUUUACUAUGAAAAAUUUUUAAUUGACAAAUAAAAUUGUACUUAACUAACUUUAUCUAGUGUACGAAGUGGCUCAGGUUUCUGUUCGACUCAAUUUGAUUGAAAUCUUAAGGUAAAACAAAAUUCAGAGCCCUAAUAACGCCUACUUUUUGGUUUGUAUUCAUAUUAGAUUUUUGAAACCAUGAUUUAAGUUUCAUUUUGGAACCAGUAUUAUGUUGUUAUUAUUAUUUUAAAGUGAAGAGCCAUUAAAAAAUUUCAUUCAGAUUUACACAGGGAGACUAGUCAUAAGUUUUGUGACUUCAGGUUUAUACUUUAUAGUCUUGAAACUAAAUUUAAAUGUCAAUGAAAAACUUUAAAUCCUUGUUUUUAAUUUACUUUCUAACUUGUAGAGGGGAAGGGAGUCUCUAAAUUCACGAAAUUUGUAACAUAAUUGAUGGUUAUUUAUGUCUUAUUCUAAAUUUUUCAAAAAUUUUGUGUAUUUUUUGAGGCUAAUAUGCGCACACUAUUUUGUGUUUUAAGAAUAUUUUUUAUAUUAUUAUUAUUAUUAUAUUAUGACAAAUAUGAUAACAUUGUUUUCUCUUGUGUGCCAUUCCGAAAAUUCUCGAAGGGAAAAUUGUGUACAGUUUUUCUUUCGGGGAUUUCACUGUGUUUGUGGACAAUAUUAAAUCGGUGCCUUAAUUUAUACUAACCACAUUUUAACCUCCCAAAGAUGUAAAGUAACUAUCACUCCGUGGUAAGAGAGCAAUUUUGUGUCUUUCAUUUUUUCAGUAUCAGAAAAAAAUGUUAAGAUAGUGAAUUAAGUUUUGUGUGCUUUAAAAGAUCACAUUUCAGAAAUGAGUUACUUGAUACCUGUUAAGUUUUUAUUUCUGAAACAGAUACCAUUCGCAAUAUAAUCGUUUCGUUAACUAUAUUUAAAUUUAGAAUUUGAUUUACUAUUAAAUAAAUUUUAAAAGUGCCGGAAAAAACUUUAUAACCUAAUUAUAAGAAAAUUAGUUUCAACUUAACCUGUGAUAAAAAUCUAACGAUUAAAUUGUAAAUAUUUUGUGCAAAAAUUUGUUUCAACAGUGAGAAUUAUGUGCUAUUGAUGAAAAGUAGUGCCAUUAUCUAGACAAUUCUAGAAUUUGAUCUAAACAUACAUUACAUGUUAAAGGCAUUUGUAAUUAAUGCAAUUUCCGAGCUCAACUGUGAUGUAAACCAUUUUUGAUACUCCUUUAUUAAUUUCAGAUAAUGGUCUAUGGUUAUUUUCACAAAAGUUUUGUUUGACUUAUAGGAAACCUCUUAUUAGAUAUUGCGGUUUUCAAAUUUAAAUAUUAUUUCAUCAAAAAGUUUUAAUUUGGUAUUUCUUGCACAUCAGGCAGUUAAACCUCUAAAACACUACUGUAGUAAUUCCAUAUGUGUUUUUAUUUACCAAAGAUACCUUUUGUCUCCUUUGAUA